Messenger RNA from Ambispora gerdemannii, 1233 nucleotides. The record is from the annotation of a GenBank genome assembly. Lineage: Eukaryota; Fungi; Glomeromycota; Glomeromycetes; Archaeosporales; Ambisporaceae.
AUGUUUAAACUUCCUCUCUCGUAUUUAUCCUUAAGGUGCCUCUCAUCCCUCAAAUCAUCACUUGCUCGAAAUACGCCAGGUCGGCGUUACAUGGCUUCAAGUACCUCAGCUCUAUAUAACUGGGAAGAUCCCUUAUCUUUAGAAACACAACUCACUGAAGAGGAGAAAGCUAUUAGAGAAACAGCACGAGAGUAUUGUCAACAGAAGCUUUUUCCUCGUGUGUUAAAAGCAUAUCGUAAUGAAGAGAUUGGUUUAUUGGGCGCUGCAAUAAAAGGUUAUGGAUGUGCUGGUGUAUCUUCAGUUGGGUAUGGUCUUAUUGCACGUGAAGUUGAGAGAGUUGACAGCGGUUAUCGCUCUGCUAUGAGCGUUCAAUCUUCUUUAGUGAUGCAUCCUAUUGACACAUUUGGUACAGAAGCUCAAAAAGAAAAAUAUCUACAUAAACUUGCAAAAGGGGAAUUGGUUGGCUGUUUUGGCUUGACUGAACCUGAUCAUGGAUCAGAUCCGGGUGGAAUAACGACUACUGCACAUAAAGAAAAUGGAGUCUAUAUUCUAAAUGGAUCAAAAACUUGGAUCACAAAUUCGCCAAUUGCUGAUGUGUUUAUAGUUUGGGCGAAAACAAAAGUAGACAAUAAAAUACGCGGUUUCAUAUUGGAAAAGGGGAUGAAAGGUUUAUGGACCCCUAUAAUAAAAGGAAAGUUGUCACUUCGUGCCUCUAUCACUGGAAUGAUUAUGAUGGAUAAUGUGGAGGUACCAGAGGAGAAUUUACUUCCUAAUGUUCACGGUCUUAAGGGACCGUUUGGUUGUUUAAAUAGUGCUCGAUAUGGAAUUGCGUGGGGUGUGCUUGGAGCUGCAGAAUUUUGUUUAGCACAAGCACGUGAGUAUGCCCUUAAUCGACGUCAGUUUGGAGUACCGAUAGCUAAAUUCCAAUUAAUCCAGCAAAAAUUGGCUGAUGCCAAUACAGAGAUAGCUAUUGGUCUUCAAGCUGUUCUACAAGUUGGUCGAUUGAAGGAUCAAGGAAAAGCUGUACCGGAAAUGAUUUCGCUUAUAAAGCGUAAUUCAUGUGGCAAAGCUUUAGAUAUUGCUCGGUCUAUGAGAGAUAUACUGGGCGGAAAUGGGAUUAACGAUGAAUAUCACAUUAUGCGUCAUGAACAAAAUUUAUGUACUACAAAUACUUAUGAAGGGCGUGCUAUAACUGGACUUCAGGCAUUUACUGCUACUCAUGAAAUAAAUUAG